This is a messenger RNA of Cyanidioschyzon merolae strain 10D, 813 nucleotides long. RefSeq names its product inner mitochondrial membrane protein Sco1p. NCBI's taxonomy places the organism in Eukaryota, Rhodophyta, Bangiophyceae, Cyanidiales, Cyanidiaceae. The record is from RefSeq and is a predicted model, not a curated record. The transcript has a single exon. The coding region runs from base 1 to 813 and encodes 270 amino acids. Gene Ontology annotation, biological process: mitochondrial respiratory chain complex IV assembly.
AUGCUUCGUUCCGUGAGUUACGGUACUCUACGCCAAACAGUGCGACGUUUUCGAGGAAACUUUCUGAGGCGUUGCUCUAGUGCGCCUGAGUCCAAACCGGGACGUCCCUCGGAGCCAACGCAUACGACAACAGGCAGUUCGUGGCGCCAGGGUCCGGUAACCUGGCGCUCGUUGGCCAUUACGACGGGUGUGGGUGCCGGCAUCGGGUUCCUUUACUGGCAACAGAAAGAGCGAAAAGCGAAGGAACUGGAGCGGAGUGUUACUGCUCAGGUUAGUAGUGGGAAGCCAGCCAUCGGCGGGCCCUUCCAGCUGGUCGACGCUCGCACUCGACAGACGGUAACGGACGCUGACUUUCGGGGCCGUCUACCACUGUUCUAUUUCGGGUUCACGCACUGUCCUGACGUGUGUCCGGAUGAGUUGACAAAAAUCAGUAAAGCGCUCGCGCUGUUGGAUCAGCGUCUCGGACACGACCGUGUUUCGGCGACAAUAGCACCGGUGUUCAUCUCAGUGGACCCCGAACGAGACACACCUGACGUUGUGAACGAAUUUCUUCGUAACGAGGAGUUUGAUGAGCGCUUCGUCGGCCUGACCGGGAGCGUUGAGCAGUGCGCCGCAGCAGCCCGGGCGUUUCACGUCUAUUACAUGAAGACCGACGAAAGCGAGGAGGAUUACCUCGUGGACCAUAGCAUCAUAACGUACCUAAUGGGUCCCGAUGGUGACUUGCUCGACUAUUUCGGGAAGAAUAUCAGUGCAGAGGAAAUGGCGCAGCGAAUCGAAGGCCAUUGGAAGCGAAUGCGUCUGAGCCUGGCCUAG